This is a messenger RNA of Vigna unguiculata (cowpea), 1347 nucleotides long. RefSeq names its product myb family transcription factor IPN2-like. The record is from RefSeq and is a predicted model, not a curated record. Gene Ontology annotation, molecular function: DNA binding; DNA-binding transcription factor activity. NCBI's taxonomy places the organism in Eukaryota, Viridiplantae, Streptophyta, Magnoliopsida, Fabales, Fabaceae.
CUCUAGACUUUAAUCAUAAGAGGUGUGUAUGCAGCAGCUAUAGCCAAAGGCUUUCACAUCUUCAUUUCCUCUUCAAUAAAAAACGCACCAUAUUCAUCGAAUUUGUUCUUCAAUUUCUUUGUAUUCUUCUCAGUUUCUUCUCUCAUCACAGAAAUAAUGGAAAGAAUGUUCCCUCCAAAGAAGCCUUCUACUAUGAAUUCCCAUGACAGACCCAUGUGUGUUCAAGGAGACUCAGGCCUUGUCCUCACCACAGACCCUAAACCUCGUCUUCGUUGGACUGUUGAACUCCAUGAACGCUUUGUUGAUGCUGUUGCUCAGCUUGGAGGACCUGACAAGGCCACUCCUAAGACAAUCAUGAGGGUUAUGGGUGUGAAGGGUCUCACUCUUUAUCAUCUCAAGAGUCACCUUCAGAAAUUCAGACUUGGAAAACAGCCCCACAAGGAUUUCAAUGAACACUCUAUUAAGGAAGGCAUGAGAGCUUCUGCUUUAGAACUUCAACGAAAUAUUGGCUCCUCUUCCGCCAUGAUUGGUCGCAACAUGAACGAGAUGCAAAUGGAAGUGCAAAGAAGACUGCAUGAACAACUAGAGGUUCAGAAAAACCUUCAACUGAGGAUUGAGGCACAGGGAAAAUACAUGCAAAGCAUAUUGGAGAAGGCUUAUCACACACUUGCAGGUGAAAACAUGGGCACAGGCAUGAAGGGUAUGGGAGGAGGUCAAGGAAGCAGCAGUGACAUGGGUGUGAUGAAGGAGUUCUGUUCUCUGAAUUACCCUUCUUUUCAAGAUCUGAACUUGUAUGGUGGUGGUGGUGGUGAAAACCUUGAAGGGUUCAUGGCAUCAAACACUGAGAGUGUUUUUGAGGGAAAGAAGAGGAUUUGCAGCUACAGUGGAAGUGGGAAGAGUCCAUUGAUUUGGAGUGAUGAUCUGAGGCUUCAAGAUUUGGGAACAACUUCAUCAUGCAUCAGCCCUGAAGAGGAGGACCCUUUCAAAGGGGAUCACAAUAAGGUUCAGAUUUCAGCACCAUCAAUGGAUAGUGACCCCAUGUCAGAGAUCUAUGACACAAAGCCAUUGAUGGUGCAUGGAGAGAGUGUAGGUAACAAUAGUCACAAGAAAUUUGAAGGUUCUAUGAAGCUAGAAAAGCCAUCACCACAAAGAUCACCACUUCAACCAGAAAGGAAUAACAGUCCUAUGAUCAAUGCUACUUCCAUGGCACAAGGGUUUUGAAUUGGUUGUUAGAGAUGAGAAGUUGAUAAGAAGGUUACUUCCCCCACAGAGCUAUAUUGUUUAUAUAAAGCCUUUGCAUGGCUAAUCAAAGUCUCAUUCUAAUCUAUCAUAUAUGUACUUUAACAA